CCGGUUCCGAUUUCAACUGCACCUGGGAUUUCGAUGACGGAGCGUUUGGUCACUCCAGCUAUUGGAUCACGGAUGAAGAGGUGUACAAAUGGCCGAUAACUCACCAAAAAAUUUAUCACAUGUUUCCUGGCAUUGGCGUGUACCACGUUCGCAUUAAUUGUACCAACAGACUCUACCCCAUCACCGCCUCCACCAUCUCAAUUGUACAAGUUCCUGUCAUUGGAUUCAAAUUUGACCAGCCAGAUCCUCAACCAAAUGACGAAGAUCUCGUGGUGAAUUUCACAGCCGCCACGGGCACCAACAUCAGUUACACCGUGACGUUUUAUCACAUCUGGGAAAAACGCGAUAUCCCUAUAACGGAUGUGACCAUCUCUCCAGACACCCUCAAGGGAACUGCGGUCAUCGACAAGAAGCACUUCACAGAUCGUGUCGGUUACUACAACGUGAAGAUAACAGCCGUUAAUCUCGUGACGCCGCUUCAAACUCGCGUACGGACGGUCACGAUCGAUCGUCCGAUUCGUGACCCCAAAUUAUCAUUCACGCGAAAUACGUGGAAACGAAUCACACAGUGAACUACACGAUCCACGCAGAUGGCUCGAACGUGACCAUCAAGUGGGAUUUCAACGAUCCGUACGCGGGUCCACUCAGCUUCCGUCAGGAAUGGUUCCAAGGGGUAUUUACAAGCGAUGGCUGGACGGUGUGGCAUAAAUUUGACCACAGUGGAUAUUAUGUAAUCGAUGUAACGCUCACGAAUAGCUUGGGCACCGUUACUACGACAAAACAAGUUAAAGGUGAAUUCGGCGUGUAUUUGGUUGGCGUCACGGACUCUCCACGUCCCCUGCCUCCGGGUCGAAUGAAUUUCACGUUCUUCCCUAUUCCAGAGAGGUACUAUUGGCACCCAACUGACGCGCAUAUGGAAAUGCAGUUUGGAGAUGGAAAAAAUUAUUCGGGACCUUAUAAUUCGACCGUCAUACAUUUCUACGAAAGCUGGGGUCUGUUCCACGUGAACUGUACCAUAAUGAACAAGAUCUCUUGGGGAUUUUUCACGUUUGAAGUGGAAAUACAACGUAUCAUACAAGGACUAAAGCUCACUCCUUUUCACAGCGCCGGCGAUGCUGGCUACUUCGGUCCGGCUCGUGGGCCCAAUCUUGAUCGCCUACCUUUGGAAUACGACGUGAUAUGGAACGUGACUACGUCCGACGGCACGAACAUCACAUACACUUAUCAAUUUGGGGAUGGCGACGAAGAAG
Dendronephthya gigantea is the source of this 1250-nucleotide messenger RNA. RefSeq lists its product as uncharacterized. Bases 120 to 572 code for a protein of 150 amino acids. The record is from RefSeq and is a predicted model, not a curated record. The transcript is spliced from 3 exons. Lineage: Eukaryota; Metazoa; Cnidaria; Anthozoa; Malacalcyonacea; Nephtheidae.